AUGGAGCCAACAGAGAAACCAUCCACCAAACCAUCUUCUCGGACUCUCCCAAGAGACACUCGUGGCUCUCUCGAAGUAUUCAACCCAUCAACUUUCCCGACCCGACCCGAUAACCCUGUUUUCCGCCCUGAACCACCAACGUGGCAAAACUUGAGCGAACCACGUGGCAGUCCACAACUCCAAUCCCAACCCCAACCCGAACCAGCUCCCUCCAUCCCGGUUCGGUCUGAAGAGAUCUCCGUUGCAACCUCAUGGAUGGCUUUGAAGGAUCCAGCACCGGUGAAAAUCUCCAAGAAGACUAUCACCGCCGAGAAACCACAGGUUGCGUCGGUGGCGGCGGAGCAGAGGGCGGCGGAGUGGGGACUGGUUUUGAAGACCGAUACGAAGACGGGAAAGCCACAGGGAGUGAGCGGAUCGGGGACAGAUGCGAAUGAGUUAUCGAAGAUAAGAGAGUCAUUAGCAGCUGGGAAUAAUUAUUGUGGCCGUUUAUUGAAUUACAAAAAAGAUGGGACCUCAUUUUGGAAUCUCCUCACGAUUGCGCCCAUUAAAGACGAGAGUGGCAAAGUCCUCAAAUUUAUUGGAAUGCAAGUGGAAGUGAGCAAGCACACUGAAGGGGCCAAAGAAAAGGCUGUGAGGCCCAACGGGCUUCCUGAAUCUCUGAUUCGAUACGAUGCCCGCCAAAAAGAUAUGGCGACGAACUCAGUGACGGAGCUGGUGGAGGCGGUGAAGAGACCACGAGCCUUAAGCGAAUCAACCAAUCACCAUCCCUUCAAGAGAAAAUCAGAGAGCGAUGAACUUCCGGCUAAACCUGCUCGGAGAAUGUCUGAGAACGUCGUUCCGUCAGGCCGGAGAAAUUCUGGCGGCGGAAGAAGAAACUCUAUGCAGCGAAUCAACGAAAUUCCUGAGAAGAAACAAACAAAAUCUUCUCGUCUUUCUUUCAUGGGGAUUAAGAAGAAGAACCAAUCUCUGGAUGAAUCUAUUGACGAUGGAUUUGUAGAGUAUGGAGAAGAAGAUGAUGACUUUAGUGACAGAGACGAGAGACCAGAGAGUGUUGAUGAUAAAGUGAGACAAAAAGAGAUGAGAAAGGGUAUGGAUCUCGCAACCACACUCGAACGUAUCGAGAAGAAUUUCGUCAUCACUGAUCCUCGGCUCCCCGACAAUCCCAUUAUUUUUGCGUCUGAUAGUUUCUUGGAGCUCACGGAAUAUAGCCGUGAAGAAAUUCUUGGCAGAAAUUGCAGGUUUCUUCAAGGUCCAGAGACUGAUCCAACAACGGUAAAGAAGAUUCGAGCGGCUAUUGAUAACCAAACCGAAGUAACGGUUCAGCUCAUCAACUAUACCAAGAGUGGGAAGAAGUUCUGGAACAUUUUCCACUUGCAACCUAUGCGUGAUCAGAAGGGAGAAGUACAAUACUUUAUCGGAGUCCAACUAGACGGGAGCAAGCACGUGGAGCCAGUUCGAAAUGUCAUUGAAGAAGUUGCAGUGAAAGAAGGCGAAGAGCUGGUGAAGAAAACAGCUGUAAAUAUCGAUGAGGCUGUACGAGAACUUCCUGAUGCCAACAUGACGCCAGAAGAUUUAUGGGCAAAUCACUCAAAGAUUGUUCAUUCGAAGCCUCACAGAAAAGAUUCACCAUCAUGGAAAGCUAUCCAAAAGGUAUUAGAGAGUGGUGAACAAAUCAGUUUGAAGCAUUUCCGACCGGUGAAACCUUUGGGUUCCGGUGACACAGGAAGUGUUCAUCUAGUGGAACUCAAUGGAACAGAUCAGUUGUUUGCGAUGAAAGCAAUGGACAAGACCGUCAUGCUUAACCGUAACAAAGUGCAUAGAGCAAGAGCUGAGAGAGAGAUCCUCGAUUUGCUUGACCAUCCUUUUCUUCCUGCACUAUAUGCUUCAUUUCAGACAAAAACACAUAUAUGUCUUAUAACGGAUUACUAUCCAGGAGGAGAACUAUUCAUGCUCCUAGAUCGACAACCUAGGAAGGUUCUCAAGGAAGAUGCCGUAAGACCUCAGCUGUUGAUUCCGAGUAUAGAUGUAAAGAAGAAGAAAAAGCAGCAAAAGAGCCAACAAACUCCAAUCUUCAUGGCUGAACCAAUGCGUGCUUCAAACUCAUUUGUUGGCACUGAAGAGUAUAUUGCUCCGGAAAUUAUAACCGGAGCAGGCCAUACGAGUGCAGUGGACUGGUGGGCUCUUGGUAUCCUUAUAUACGAAAUGUUGUACGGGUACACUCCUUUUAGAGGCAAAACCAGACAGAAGACUUUCGCCAAUGUUCUUCAGAAAGAUCUGAAGUUCCCAGCUAGCAUUCCUGCAAGUCUUCAGGUGAAACAGCUGAUUUUUAGGCUGUUACAACGAGACCCGAAGAAGAGAUUAGGAUGUCUUGAAGGAGCAAACGAAGUCAAGAACCAUUCUUUCUUUAAAGGCAUAAACUGGGCUUUAAUUCGAUGCACGACUCCUCCGGAGCUGGAAACUCCGACAUUUCCUGGCGAAGCUGAAAACGGAGAGAAAGUCGAAGUCGUGGAUCCUGCACUUGAAGAUCUGCAAACAAAUGUUUUCUGAAAUUUGAAUCAUAACGUUUUCUUGUUAUCAUUAAAACGCUCUGAAAAACCUUUUGAAAACGCGACGCAGUUUUUCCUUUUUUUUUGCUUCUUUUAUCACUAUCCAUUUGAUUUGUUUUCUGAAAUGUCGCUUGUAAUAUGUGCCCAUUUGUGUGAUUUUUGAAGAAUAUAUUUUUUUCUGCAUGGUCAAAAUUUUUUUGUCUUUGUUCUUUCUUUUAUAUAAUACAAUAAUGCAAUGAAUUUGCUUUCCAUAGUUUGGACAUUUGCUAAUUAAAAAGAUAUGUUGGAAAGCCAUGAAGAAAGCGCAUAUCAAAC
Thlaspi arvense is the source of this 2861-nucleotide messenger RNA. The record is from the annotation of a GenBank genome assembly. NCBI's taxonomy places the organism in Eukaryota, Viridiplantae, Streptophyta, Magnoliopsida, Brassicales, Brassicaceae.